AUGCUGAAACAGGUUCGAUUAUGUCCUUCAGGAUGUCAAUAUUGGAACAAAUCAGUCCUUGCCCGUGGAGGCAACCUGCUUGCUUACUGCUCAACUCUUGCAAUUUACUUCAUAGACCUCGACACCUAUAACAUAACCAAAAUAAUUGCCGCUCACGAACAGACCAUCUCCUGCUUAUCAUGGAGCAUCCCAAACCCUUCCUUACUGGCAUCAGUUUCAUCAGACAACUCCCUCUAUGUGUGGAACAUUAAUCACGAUGAGCCAGAACUUUAUAUGCAACUCACCACUGCAGUUCUUAUGAUGGAGUUCAAUCCUUAUAAAGAAAACGAAAUUUUAUUUCUCCAUGAGAAUGGGGACAUAAGAAUCCUCAAUACAAUUACUAGGACCAUCACCAGGAAGGCUAAUUAUGUAGGGGUAAGGCCAAGCGUAAUGAGAUUUCACCCUAGUGCUGAAGGGAGGUUUGCGCUGGGCUGUGCAGAAGGAGUAGCGCUAUUUGCAGAAAUGGGACAUGACAACGUAAAAAGACUAGAAAUGCCGAAACAGCCAGCUGCUGCUGAAGAUGUGCAAUGGGAUCCACUCUCUGAUAAGUAUUUGCUAGUUUCCUUUAAAGAUGGGAGCAUGGUGCUAUUCGAUGCUGUUGAAGCAGGCAUCCUGCAAACGUUUGACAGGCAAGGAGCAGGGAUAAGAAGCAUUGCCUGGAACAAAAAAAGUCCUGGAGAAUUUUUCACAACAAGUGAUAAGAUUGCUGCUUUAAAAGUCUGAAACGUUUCUAAAGCUUCACCAAUUGAUACAAUCAAGCUUGGAAAUACAGGAAUAAGGCAAAUUUCCUAUUUACAUGAUAGGGCUUCACUUAUAUGCUCAUUUAAGAGUGGAGCUGUAGGAGUUUUUUCAUUAAUUAAAAAGAAGCUCGAGUUUUGCACUGAAUCUGGGCACGCUGAAACUGUUUUUGAUAUUAAAAUCAACCCUCAGAACAAAAAUUUGUUGGCUACAGCUUCUUAUGAUGGGAGUGUGAAAAUCUGGGAUUUGAGGACCAUGAAAAAUAUUGAGACUUUAUAUUCAGAUGCUCUAGAGCCUGGCCAGUAUAAGAUUCAAGCUAAAUCAGUUUUAUAUGGUGUUGCUUGGGGACCAGACACACUAAUUGCAGCUUGCAGUGCAAAAGGAGACGUGUAUUUAUUUGACUAUUCGAAGCCAAAACUAUUGCAUAGGUUUAGACCUACAAUAGAAGCUCCUAUAUUUAGAAUCGACUGGAGCCCAUUAGAUCCUAAUAUGCUUGCUAUUGGGACAUCAGAUAACUAUUUAGUCACUAUUAGAUUAGAUGAACAGAGACUCGUCAAAACCAAAAUGAUCCGCCAUGUUCACACUGUUUACGGGGUAUCCUGGCAUCCUACGAUUCCUAAUAGAAUUGCAACUGGGUGUCAAGACUCAAGGGUUCGUGUAUAUGAUUUAGCAUCAGGUAAUGAUACCUGCAUUGAGCUGCGCGGCCAUGAUGCAAAAGUGUUCAAUAUAGUUUGGAACCCAGAAUUCAACAACCUUUUAGCAUCUUCUUCUGAUGAUCGCUCAGUUAUAGUAUGGAACACAACUGAAAGGACUAUAUAUAGAAGACUGGCAGGGCAUACACAAAAUACAAGAGCUGUGGCUUGGAAUUCAGAACUACCUUGGAUGCUUAUUUCUGGGGCUUGAGAUAGCAAAAUUAUGAUAUGGGAUAUCAGGACAGGGAAUUGCUUAUACACGGCUCAUGAGCAUCAUGCUGAUAUUUACGGAAUUUGUACACAUCCAGCUAGGCCAUUUCUAUUUAUAUCGUGCUCCAGAGACACUUCAAUUAGGUUUUGGAGCUUACUUCCAUCAAUUGAGGUAGAAAAAUUUUGAUUUAUUUGCAAUCAAGUGAUAUAUCUGGGCUUUUAUUAACCUUGAAGAUUAUAAAUUAUAAGCACAGAAAAUAUAUAGGGUUUUACCCUGCGUAGCCCUAUAUUUUCGAUCGAAAUAAAUUAAUUUUUAACUCUAUCAAAUGCACCUAACUUAUAGGAUUGUCAAUAAUUUCAGGGGGUUAGAAGAUUAUGUUGAAAAGCUCGAAAUAAAAGUACUAGUGAAUCAAGAUUUAUCCAGCCUAGUAAGCGCUCAAGGAUCGCUUGAUCCUAACGCGCCUUUUAUGCUAUGCGGCUCAGGAAGUAAAGCUGUUCUGCAAAAAUUGGCAUCAUGUAAUGAAGUCGAAAGAUAUAAAGCGCUGCUAACAUUCUUUAGGUUCAGAGGAGGAGAAGAUGAAUUCUUUGACAUCCUCAACUUUUUAUUGAAUAAAAAGGAGUGUAACCCUAAUGAUCAAAUUUUACCUAUCGAAUCGAUUUGCCAGUCCAAAAAAUCAAGAGCAGCUGAGUUAGAAACUGCAUCAGGAAUGGCAUUUCUAGGCAGCGCCCUUGCUAAAAAAGAAGACAGGCUUAUCGAGGCUGCAAAGAUUCACUUAAAGCUCGGUAACAUCAGACAAUAUUGCGAAUUAAUGAUAAAACUUGAAAAAUGGGAACGUGCUCUUGCAUUUGCACCCGGAUUCUGCCUGGAUUAUUGGCAAAAUGUUGCAGAACGUUAUGCUCAAUAUCUCGGACAAAACGAAAAAGAAGAGACUGCAGCUGUUUACCUUGCAUGUGGAAAGGUUGAUAAAGCCAUCAAAUUCUUCCAAAAACGCAGAGACCAUGACGAUGCCCUUUUAGUUGCAGCAAGCAAAAGUGCAGGAGUUUUUGGGGUUGUUCCCCAAGAAGGGCCUAGAAAUACAGCAGAAGGCCAGCAUGAUGUUUCUAAGCUCCAAGAAAUUACUUCAAACUUAGCAGAAGAAUUCUUUGCUGACUGCAAUUCAAUUUUAUCAGCAGCUUCUCAUCUUUCAUUGCCAGACCCAGACGGAGCACUUACAAAGCUUUUAAGAGCUCACGAAGUUACCUAUGCUUAUGUGCUCGCAAAGCUAUAUUUAUUGCCUCAAAAAUCUAUUUUAUUUAUUCUAGCUAAAAAAGCUGAAAAAUCCCAAGAUUGGGAACUUAUGAUGAAAUUGCUAGAAAACAACCUCGACCUUAAAGAACUCUUUGCUGCAAGAUUGCCUGUGGGCUAUGAUUAUAAAACUUUUGGCUUGCUAAAUCAAAAUGAUUAUGCAAAUAAAGCAGAAGAUGAACUGAGGACUGAACACUUAAAAGAAGCGAUAAGAUAUUAUGUAGUAGCUAGAUAUGCACAAAAAGCGUGCCAGGUCGCUAUUACAAUGUUUAGAGACUACCUGCAGCAGGGUAACGAUUUGUCAGAGCUUUUUGAAAUGGUCGAAUAUUUAGGCUACUUAAAUUUAGAGCCAGUGACUAAAGAAGUCAAAGCAGAAAUUUUAGCUAUUGGGGCUUUAUUAGGCGCUAUUCAUAGCACUUGGAGAGGCUAUUCAAUUUCUCAUAUACUAACCUCUACUUAUAGUAACAUUUGCAGGCAUCAAAAUUUGAAUUUGCCAAUUCCUUUCUCCUUUGGGAUGAUGCUAAAUGUAUUGCAAGAUAUUAAAAGAAUCCCUGAUCAAGUUAAAGAGCAGAUUCCAGGCAUAAUCAGCAAUUUAGGCCCAGAAGAUGGAGAAUCGUUGCAGUAUAUUUAUGAUGGGCUUGGGAAAAGAGAAAUAAGCCAGCAAGCGAACAAUCAAAUUAAGCUGAUAGGGUCGAAUUUGCCAGCAAAUAAUUUGCAUGCAAAUAUGCCUGUUUCAGUGUUUAACAGAAGGAUAAUUCAAGGACCUUCAUAUUCAAUGGGAAACUUCGCAAUAGGAUUAGAUGAAGCUUUGAUGUGGGCAAAGGUGAAUCCUUUUUCACCAAUGAACGAUGGAUCUAUUAUUAAUCCUUAUUAA
This is a messenger RNA of Blepharisma stoltei, 3838 nucleotides long. NCBI's taxonomy places the organism in Eukaryota, Ciliophora, Heterotrichea, Heterotrichida, Blepharismidae. The record is from the annotation of a GenBank genome assembly.